Messenger RNA from Chelonoidis abingdonii (Abingdon island giant tortoise), 1266 nucleotides. It is a transcript of the gene GNG2, whose product is annotated as G protein subunit gamma 2. Gene Ontology annotation, biological process: G protein-coupled receptor signaling pathway. NCBI's taxonomy places the organism in Eukaryota, Metazoa, Chordata, Testudines, Testudinidae. The record is from RefSeq and is a predicted model, not a curated record. Gene Ontology annotation, cellular component: heterotrimeric G-protein complex. Gene Ontology annotation, molecular function: G-protein beta-subunit binding.
AAAGAGCACCAAGUAACAACGGAAAGCUUCCAGCAAGCAGAUAACAUUCAUGAGUCUCAUAUUCAUUUGCCUUUUCUUUUCCUUUCCUUUUUUGCAACCAGCUAACUUUCAGAAGUACUCGUAGCUUUUGAUUUAAAUACAAGAGCCAUCAUUCCCAUUUGGGAACCUCUGGGGCAGGAGGCUUAAUUCUUUCUACUAUUCGUUUCUCGCAGAAUGAAGUGGUAUUUCAGCACUUCACUUACUGGUUUGCCUCUGGGUAUUGACUAUUGAAGAUCGGCAGACCUCCCCCUAGAGAAGCAACUCACGGAAAAGACCGUUUUGCACAUCUGAAAAGCACAACCAGCACUCAGAUGGCCAGCAACAACACUGCCAGCAUAGCACAAGCCAGGAAGCUGGUGGAACAGCUGAAAAUGGAGGCCAACAUUGACAGAAUAAAGGUGUCAAAAGCAGCGGCAGACUUGAUGGCGUACUGCGAAGCCCAUGCCAAGGAAGACCCUCUACUGACCCCGGUGCCAGCUUCAGAAAACCCGUUUAGAGAGAAGAAGUUCUUCUGUGCAAUUCUGUAAGCCCUCCAUGAGCCUGACAUGCACUCAGCCCGCUCUGAACACUGAUGUAGCGUUUUUAGCAAUGUGGACAACUUUCUAGUCCACAGAAUUUAAAAAAUAACAACAAGGCCUGGAAGAUCUGGAGAUGUGCAUGUUUAAAGAAACUGGUCACCUUUUGGGGGAAUAAGAUCUACAUCAUGAGGCAGAAGAUCUGAGAUCUACAGAGUCAUCGAGAUAGAAAAAUAUGUAAAGAUUAAGUGUGUGUCACUUUUCUGCUCACAAAAAAAAAAAAAAACCAACAAAAAACCCUUGUUUGAUCCAUAUUUAAAAAAGACGCUUGUGCUGAGCAAGGUAAAGGCUGAGGCUGUGUAUAACCUCAUUGGAAUGAUUAUCGCUGGGUUUUUCCAAAUAAUACUCUUAUUUAAGUUGAAUUGUCAAAUAUCACAACAGGCUAGAUUACUAUUAUAUUACUUAAUGUUCGGUCUUGUGCUUUUUUUUUGGUUUUGUAUUUUUGUUUUUGUAUUAGAGUAGCACAGAGAUGGAUGGGAGUCCUUAAAAGAUAACAAACUAAACUGGUUAGCAAGGGCUUAGUCAGUGAUACUUCACAUCUGCAGUGUGAACACUGUCUGUCUGUGUGUUUCUUGCAACCUAUUACCACGACUUCUAACACUUGUAUAUGGUAGCUUCACUUCUGCAAGUAAAAGUAAAUCAGGUGUUGUGA